CACAGAGAAUCUAGAAAUUGUGCUACAAAUACCUAUGUCUUUCACUUCCUCAAAAGCCCAGAAAAUAAAAUCUGUCAAAUAUUUUAUUUUAUUUUAUUCAUUUAGAUACUACUUUGUUGUUAUAUAACUAUCAAAGAUAGCCAAUUGGGUAAAGAAAUGAUUGAAAGGUGAAAGAAAUAACUAUAUGAGAAUAACAAAGAGACCACAUGUUGACAUUUUUGAAGUCAUUGCUUUUUCGAAAGACUUCAUUUUUUUUCUCUGUAGAGAGAGAAACAAAGAGAGAGAGAGAAAAGGAGAGAUCUUAAUCUUAUCUGGGAUCUCUCUCUUUUGAUUGAUCACAGCAGAAGUUUUUUUUUUUUUUUAAAUUUAAAUUUUAUUAUAUGGUGUUUUUAAUUGGAUUCUUGAUUGUGGAUAUGAUGUUUUUGUUUUUUAAGGUUUCUUAAGUGACAACACAAAGGUUGUUACUUUUUUUGUUUUUUGGGUUUGUGGGGUUUUAUUGAAAGGGAAUUUCAGUGACAACACAGAAUUCUUAUUCUUGUUUGUUAUUCUUCUUGGAUUCUGAGACUCAAGAUCUUCAAGUUGUCAGAGGAGGAGUUACAAGAGAUUUUUUGAGGAAUGGGCACUAAAGUACAAUUUAAGACGUACUUGCCAGGAUUUUGCUCCAUGAGUGAUCUAAAUAACGACGGAACUAACACCCCAUGGCUCCUAAAUCAUGAAAAUAAGCCAAGGAAAAGAAGUCAGUGCACUGAUUCAGUUUUGUCAUCGCAACCAAUUGAUAGAUAUUUGGAAUGUGACAGAGAAAAAAUGAGGCAGACAAUUUUGAAGCAUGAAACAAUUUUCAGGCAUCAGCUCCAAGAACUCCACCGGCUAUAUAGAAGACAAAGAGAUCUCAUGAAUGAACAUCAAAGGAAAGAAAUGCUUAACAGUCGAACAAAGAUCUUCCAGUCAAUUCCCUCAUUGUCUCAUUUUCCUUCAUUGGAUUCUAUAGCUGGCCAGCUAUCAAUGAAAGAUGCUUCUAAGUACAAAUCGUCCUUUGAUUUUAUAGAGAAUGAUAGUAGGUCCAUUCAAUUCUCCCCCCAAAUCACAAAAAGUUCAAAGGAAUGUGAAUCUCAUCAGCCUGGUAGCAGUUUGUUCCAGAGAAAAAUGUUCAACUCAAGAUAUGUAGUUGAUGCGUGCUCGAAUAACGAAGAAGAACAAACUACUAUGAAACAAUGGGGAUUAGCCGCCAUUCAAGGGAACCCUGUUGAGGAAAUUUAUCCGAUCCCCCGAAGUAAAGAAGCAAAGACACCUAUUGCCAGUGCUUUAAAGUUUCAUUCUGAUGCUGAUUUCGACAGAGCCAAUUCCUCAAAAAGGACUGAUGAACUGGCUGACUUGAAUAAACCUCUACCACUUGAAGAAUCUCCUCCUCUGGUGCCAGAUAUCAAUAUAAGCAGCAUUACUUGCCUCGAGGAUGACAUCUAUGAUGGGACAAAGUUCUCUCCAAAGUCACUCAAGGAAAGGAUUGGUGGAAUUUGCAUCAACCACCCGCCUUGCAGGAAUGGAGAAGAGCAAUUAACUUUUGAACUAAAUGCUGAGCAAAAGCAACCACAUAACGGAUCUUCUGGAAGACAUGAAACUGCUGAAAAUUUACCUAAAGCCUUUCAUUCAUCGCAAGGCCAUAAACUUUUCAAGCACUCUCUCUUUAAGGAAACCAAGAAUGAACCCCAGAAGAAAAGGACAAUUUUUGGGGUUGAAAUUCAUGAAGAAAAUCAAGUACAAUCUGCCAGCUUUUCCAAUGUGCGAACUUCCACUCAUAAAUCUCAACCACUUUCUCAGAGUUAUACUGAACUUCUGCGAAACCUUGAGGCUUAUCAAGGCAAUAUGCAUAUGGGAAGUGAUGUCAGAUCACAUUCAAGUUCAAAGAAUGUACUUCCAGACCAAAAUGUUCUUUGUAAAAGAACUCAGCUAAAUGCUAACCAAGAUUGGACAAAAACUUCCAAUCGUGUGAAUGACGUGGAUUGUAAAUCUGCUGAAUUGAAGAAUGUAUCUGGAAAUUGUCAAAGGAAGCAGGAAAACUCCCGGGAGACAUUACCUUGGUUAGUCGGGAAAUCACAGGAAAGUGUAGAGCAGACCAAAGGGAGGGAAAAUUGCUAUCACUUAAAUCCGGACUCCUUGCAGAAUUGUUCCCAGCAGUUUUUCAGAAGAGAAGACACAUCAGUCAACUCCACUCAAUUUAUAGAUCAGAGGCGGGGAACCUUGUCAUCGAGAUCUACCAAAGAUUCCGAGUGCCAGAAGAUUGAAGUUACUGACAGCACUAAAAUAAGGACAAUUUUUGGCUUUCCACUUUUCAGUGCCUCCGAGGACUCGCAUGCAGCACGUGGUCUCUCAAAGGCCACUUUUCCUGAUGUUGACGGUGUUACUGCCACAAACAUUUCGGGAUAUGAGACUGUUUGUAGAAAGCACGUGGAAGCUAAGGAUUUUGUUCAAGAAAAAGGACUAAAUGGUUGCAUUUCUGGUUUAAGGUAUCAGAUUGAUUUGAACUUGUCUUUAGAUGAAGAAGAGGCACCAUCAGCACCCCCUCUUCCUCAGGCUGUAGUGAGGAUUGCAACCACUGAGAUAGACUUGGAGGCUCCAGCGGUUCUUGAAUCCGAAACAGAAUGUGGGAAUUCUAAACAUACAUUAGAAGAAUCUAAUAAGUCGAGUGAAGAAGCCAUGAGGGUUGCUGCAGAGUCUAUAAUUUCCAUCGCAGCAUCUAGUCAUGUAAACGGAGAUAUGAAUGAUGUAUUGCAAACUGAACCUAGUGACUGCCUCAAAUGGUUUGCUGAUUUGAUCUCCUCUCACUCUAGUGGCCACGAAUGCAUUGCUAGAAAGAUCAGCUCAUGUACAGUGUCCGAGUUUGAUGAGGAAUCCAUUCCUGAUGGCUUUGAUUACUUUGAGUUUAUGACACUCAAGCUGGAAGAUAUGAAGGAAGAAUAUUCCUACAAAAUGCCGACAAUAGAGAGCCAGAAAUAUGAAGAAACGGUGGCCACUACAUUACCAAAACGGCCUCGAAGAGGGCAAGCAAGAAGGGGCAGGCAACGGAAAGAUUUCCAGAGGGACGUUCUUCCUGGUCUUAUUUCCCUGUCGAGGUAUGAGGUGAACAAGGACAUUCUGGCAUUUGAAGAGCUGUUUAAAGCUAGUGGAUCGUCUUGGCAGUCUAGCGUAUCACAUAGGAAAACCGGUAAGAGUGGCAGGGGAAGGCGUCGUUUAGCAAAUGCUGAUCCUUCUCCAACAAUUCCUGCAGAUAGCACACCUCCGGUAAACCAGCCUUGUUCUAGUGAGCUAGGGCUCGAGGAAAAAAGUCUAACGGGCUGGGGAAAGAGAACGAGGCGCUUGCCAAGGCAGAGAUAUCUAAACCAUAAUAACCAUAAUCUUGCCCUUCCGCUGAAGCAAUGUUGAUGUGUAGGUUAGGCUCACAUCACGAGUUUGAACCUUGCUGCAGGCAAAAAAGUUUGUAGAGGGACGGGUCUAUUAUCCAGCAAGUUCUGAACCUUGCCAGCUGGCCCUCGGUUAUUUAUUGCAAUCAAAACAAUGUUGAGGAGGGAGGUGGAACGUCGGGGUAUAAGAGCACCAAGGUUCUUGCAGCUUUUCCCUUGAGGGAUCUCAUGAUCAUUAGAGCUUAUUUUGUACAUUUCUGCUUUGAUUACACUAUUCUAAGAGUUUAUUAAUAAUGCUACAUUUCUUUUCUCCCUAAAUAGAGAUCAAUCUAAUUGGAAAUGAAAUAGUUGGUGUACGUUGGAGAAA
Molecule: messenger RNA, 3762 nt
Organism: Solanum dulcamara
Lineage: Eukaryota; Viridiplantae; Streptophyta; Magnoliopsida; Solanales; Solanaceae
Exons: 4
Coding region: 616-3417 (933 amino acids)
Source: RefSeq, a predicted model, not a curated record